AGUGUCACCAGCCUCUUGCCUCUCUGAGAAAGUCCCACUGCAAGAGGCGCCAGAGGCAUUAUCAUUUCCCUCUUUCACUGUUUAAGUUGCCAGCAAAUCCCAGGGGUUCUCUGAGAUUGGAGCCUGGGUCCACAGGUCCCUCCAGCCACUGGAGAGAUGAAGAAUUCCUGCAUCAUCAUAAUGAGGCUGCUGCUGUCUGGGCCCUUUCUCUGUGCCCCAGCCUGGAGCUACAACUUGGACGUGUGGCAUGCGCAGAACUUUUCCUUCCAAGAUGCUGGGAGGCACUUUGGGUACCGCGUCCUGCAGGUUGGGAAAAGGGUUGUCGUCGGAGCUCCAGGUGAGGGGAGCAGUAUGGGAAACCUCUAUGAGUGCCAACCGGAGACUAGACAAUGCCUGCCAGUCAACCUGAUGGGUUCCAACUAUACCUCCAAGUACUUGGGAAUGACUUUGGCAACGGACCCCACAGGUGGAAGCCUUUUGGCCUGUGACCCUGGGUUUUCACGGACAUGUGACCAGAAUAUCUAUCUAAGUGGCCUGUGUUACCUCUUCCACCAGAAUCUAGGGGAUCCUGUGCUGCAAGGGCGUCCCGGCUAUCAGGAAUGUAUAAAGGGCAACGUAGACCUGGUGUUUCUGUUUGAUGGCUCGAUGAGCUUGCAGAAAGAUGAAUUUCAGAAAAUUCUGGACUUCAUGAAGGAUGUGAUGAAGAAACUCAGCAACUCUUCCUACCAGUUUGCUGCUGUUCAGUUUUCCACGACCUACAAAACGGAAUUUAAUUUCUUGGAUUACGUUCAACUAAAGGAUCCUGAUGUCCUGCUAGCCAAUGUAACACAUAUGCUCCUGUUGACCAACACCUUUGGUGCCAUCGACUAUGUCGCGACAGAAGUGUUCCGGCAAGAGCUGGGAGCCCGGCCAGAUGCCACCAAAGUGCUCAUCAUCAUCACAGACGGGGAAGCCACUGACAGUGGCAACAUUGACUCGGCCAAAGAUAUCAUCCGCUACAUCAUUGGGAUUGGGAAGCAUUUUAAGACCAAAGAAAGUCAGGAGACCCUCCACAAAUUUGCCUCAGAACCUGCAAAGGAGUUUGUAAAGAUUCUGGACACGUUUGAGAAGCUUAAAGAUCUAUUCACUGAGCUGCAAAAGAAGAUCUAUGUCAUUGAGGGCACCAGCAAACAGGACCUGACGUCCUUCAACAUGGAGCUGUCCUCCAGUGGGAUCAGCGCUGCCCUCAGUGGGGGCCAUGGAGUUGUAGGGGCAGUUGGAGCCAAGGACUGGGCUGGGGGCUUUCUAGACCUGAUGGCAGACCUGCGGGGUGAUGUAUUUGUUGGGAAUGAACCUCUGACACAGGAAGCGAGAGCAGGCUACUUGGGUUACACGGUGACCUGGCUGCCCUCCCAGGGGCGCAUGUCGCUGCUGGCUGCUGGAGCCCCCCGGUACCAGCAUGUGGGGCGGGUGCUGCUGUUCCAAGAGCCAAAGGGCACAGGACCCUGGAGCCAAGUCCAGAAGAUAGACGGUGUCCAGAUUGGCUCCUAUUUUGGUGGGGAGCUGUGUGGCAUUGACAUGGACCAGGAUGGGGAGACAGAGCUGCUACUGAUUGGAGCCCCCCUGUUCUAUGGAGAGCAGAGAGGAGGCCGGGUGUUUGUCUACCAGAGAAAACAGCUGAGGUUUGAAGUGGUCUCAGAGCUGCAGGGGGAUCCUGGCUAUCCCCUUGGGCGGUUUGGAGCAGCCAUCACUGCCCUGGCAGACCUCAACGGGGAUAGGCUGACAGACGUGGCCGUGGGAGCCCCACUGGAGGAGCAAGGGGCUGUGUACAUCUUCAGUGGGCAGCAUGGUGGGCUCAGCCCCCGGCCAAGCCAGCGGAUAGAGGGGACCCAGGUGUUCUCAGGAAUCCGGUGGUUUGGACGCUCCAUCCAUGGGGUGAAGGACCUUGGAGGAGACGGCCUGGCCGAUGUGGCUGUGGGGGCUGAAGGUCAGGUGAUCGUGCUGAGCUCCCGGCCUGUGGUGGACAUCAUCACACUGAUGACCUUCUCCCCAGCCGAGAUCCCCGUGCACGAAGUGGAGUGCUCCCAUUCAACCAGUAACAGAAAGAAGGAGGGAGUUAACGUCACAGUCUGUUUCCAGGUCGAGCCUCUCCUCCCCCAGUUCCGAGGGAGCCUGGUUGCCAAUCUCACAUACACUCUGCAGCUGGAUGGCCAUCGCACCCGCAGCCGGGGGGUGUUCCCAGGAGGGGGCCAUGGAAGUCAGCAAGGAACACAGCUGUCACCCCCAGUCAGGUCCUGCACAGAACUGUGGUUUCACUUCCCGGUGUGCAUUCAAGACCUCAUCUCUCCCAUCAAUGUCUCCCUGAAUUUCUCUCUUUGGGAGGAAGACGGGACAUCGAGGGACCAGAGUGUGGGCAAAGACAUGCAGCCCAUCCUGAGACCCUCACCACACUCUGAGACCAAGGAGAUCCCUUUUGAGAAGAACUGCGGGGAGGACAAGAAAUGUGAAGCGAACCUGGUGCUGUCCUUCUCCCCAGCAAGAUCCAAAGUCCUGCGUCUGACUCCCUCUGCCAGCCUCUCCGUGGAGCUGAUGCUAAAGAAUGAGGAUGAAGAUGCUUACUGGGUUCGGCUGGGCCUGAGCUUCCCCCAGGGACUCUCCUUUCGCAAAGUGGAGAUGCUCAAGCCCAACAGCCAGAUUCCUGUGAACUGCGAGGAGCUUCCUGAGGAGUCUGGGCUCCUGACCAAGACCCUCGCUUGCAAUGUGAGCUCCCCCAUCUUUAAAGCAGGCAGCUUGGUGAGUGCCUCAGUCCUGAGGAACCAGACAGGCAAGGGGGACUUUGUCAAGCUGCACGCCAACGUGAGCUGUAACAAUGAGGAUUCAGACCUCUUGAAGGACAACUCGGCUGCCACCAGUAUCCCAGUUCUGUUCCCCAUCAACGUUCUCAUCGAGGACCAGGAAAACUCCACCCCCUACAUCCAGUUCACCCCCAAAGGUCCCAAGAUCCAAAGUGUCCAACACGUCUACCAGGUACGGAUUCAGCCUUCCAUCCACGACCACAGUGCGCCCGCCCUGGAAGCUGUGGUGGGGGUGCCGCCGCUUCCCACCCAGGGGCCCAUCAGGCACAUGUGGACCGUGAAGAUGGAGCCUCCUGUCCCCUGCCAUCAUGAGGAUCUGAAGAGGCCGCCUGGUGCAGCUGAGCCUUGUCUUCCCGGAGCUGAGUUCCGCUGCCCCGAUUGUCUUCAAAACAGGAGACCCCUCAUCCAAGUGAUGGGGACGGUGGAGCUGGUGGGAGAGAUCGAGGCCUCCUCCAUGUUCAGCCUCUGCAGCUCCCUCUCCGUCUCCUUCAACAGCAGCAAACACUUCCACCUCUAUGGCAGCAAUGCCUCCAUGGCUCAGGUCGUCAUGAAGGUUGACGUGGUGUAUGAGAAGGACAUGCUCUACCUCUACCUGCUGAGUAGCGCCGGGGGGCUGCUGCUGCUGCUGCUGAUUCUCCUGGUGCUGUACAAGAUUGGCUUCUUCAGACGCAACCUGAAGAAGAAGAUGGAGGCUGACAUAAGUGACCCAGAUGCGGAAGGCUCUGGGCAGCCGGCAUCUGGGGAAGAGGCUGUGGAUUCGGAGUGCCUGAAGCCCCUCCAUGGAAAGGAGGCCCAGGAUGAAGGUGGCAAGGACUGAGGCCCAGGGCUGGACUCGGGGCUGGACUCGGGAUGCCUGGGACUGAUCUGUCCCUCCCUAGACCUCAGUUUCCCUAUUUCAAACUCAGCGCUCAGCCCUGCCUGCCACCUGUGCAGGCAUAUGGUGAGGGUCUGCUGAGGGGCAGGCCAAGAAGACUUCCAAGAUGAGGCGUUGUCAUGACUGGAUGGUCCUGGCUUCCCCCAGCUCCUCUCGUUCCCUCCCCUGGAGGAGUGUCUGAUCUGAAUUCAGAGGCACUGUAGUCUCGGGACCCAGUGAUACUUCUGGCUCCACCUCUACCUGCCCUUGUCUGUUCACAGAUACUUCGGACUCAAAGACUGAAUUAUCCUGCAUCCCCUGUUCUCCCUCCUGCCUGGAGUCCAGUCAGCUUUCCUUUCUACUACCAGAGAGUAGAGCUGAGCUGUGUCACUGCCUUGCUGCUACAAACUCCUUGCUCCUUGGCUAAAGCCCAAAUUCCUUUCUUUGCUUUCCAGGCCCCACACAAUGAGGCCAGUUGCCCUUCUCAGCAUCAACUGCACCAGCCUUGCUCACAUGCCAGGCUCCUCCCAUCUCCCUAUCUUUGCCCAGACUGCUCCUGGAACGUUCUCCCCCCUCUCCCUUUCCUGGCUAACCCUCUUGAAGCCUUCAGAUCUCAGCUUACACAUCAGAUCCUCAGGGCAGCCUCUCCCCCAUCCCAACUCAGUUGGAGUCCCAUAUUACAUGCUCUUAUAACCCCUUGCACUUGUGCUUCAUAGCACAGGUGAUAUUUGAAUUAUUCAUCAAAUAACUUAAUAUCUGUCUCUUCAGCUAAAAAUGAACUCCAUGAGGUCAGGGUCCAGACCUGCCUUAUUCACCUGGGAUUCCUGGUGAUGACAGGGGUCAGGCACAGAGCAGGUACUUGGCACAAUUCGCCGGACAAUAGAGAAAAGGGUUUGGAUAGCCCCGGGGCACCUGCACCCUUCGAGGCUCAGCCUCCCACAGUCUCCUCUCCCCCUCGCUCCCAUCCUCUCAGGAGUCCAUCACAUUCCAGGCGUCCCCAGGAGACUAAGCUCAAAGGUGGGGACCACAUCUGUUCAUCUGGAUCCCCCAAACCAAGCACAAGUCCUGCAUAUAUUUAUCCAAUAAAUGUGAAAUUCUAUCCAAA
Messenger RNA from Choloepus didactylus (southern two-toed sloth), 4792 nucleotides. RefSeq names its product integrin subunit alpha L (gene ITGAL). Gene Ontology annotation, biological process: integrin-mediated signaling pathway; cell-matrix adhesion; cell adhesion mediated by integrin. Gene Ontology annotation, cellular component: integrin complex; external side of plasma membrane. Lineage: Eukaryota; Metazoa; Chordata; Mammalia; Pilosa; Megalonychidae. The record is from RefSeq and is a predicted model, not a curated record. Gene Ontology annotation, molecular function: integrin binding.